Messenger RNA from Acanthosepion pharaonis, 894 nucleotides. The record is from the annotation of a GenBank genome assembly. Lineage: Eukaryota; Metazoa; Mollusca; Cephalopoda; Sepiida; Sepiidae.
AUGCUGUGCCUUGCAGUGGUCACGUUAUUCCAAGCAACUCGGGGAGAUGGACAGACAUCGUUAGGACUUGGUGCUACAAAUCCGGCCAAUUUUCACACGGAGAAAAGCUCCGAUAUAAAUACCAAUAUAAAUAUGGGCACAAGCUUCCACGAGUUGGAACAGGAACACACAAAUAUGCAUGCCAACACCAGAUUACAAGGUGACGAUUUACCAAAGCUGCCGGAAGGUCAUCAAGAAGCAACAGAAGGGAAUCGAAGCGAGUUUCAUCGUGUGCAUUUAGUCGAGGUGAAAUUCGAAGAAGUGGAAAGUCCAUUCAUCGUAUGCUGUGUUGUGCUAAUUGCAGCCCUCAGUAAACUUGGUUUUCAUUAUUCAAAUUUUUUAUCGUCGAUUGUUCCAGAAUCAUGCAUGCUAAUCAUUGUUGGAACAAUUGUCGGGGCUAUUAUAUAUUUCACUCAAAUUGCGUCCGAACUUCCAAAACUGUUUACUCCUCAUCAAUUCUUUAUUUACCUGCUGCCACCAAUUAUCCUCGAAGCAUCAUAUAGUCUCAACGAUAGAGUCUUUUAUGAAAAUCUGGGAAGCGUUUUAAUAUUUGCUGUUAUUGCUACCAUUUUGAAUUUUUUAUUCAUCGGUUUUACUCUCUAUGGCCUCGUUGUUGUUGGCGCCAUGGGCGAAAUAAACAUCCAAUUCAUUCCAAUACUGGUUUUUAGUUCGUUAAUAGUCGCUGUUGAUCCAGUGGCGGUAUUGGCUGUCUUCCAAGAAAUGGGUGUAAACAGUGUUUUAUAUUUCCUCGUCUUUGGUGAAUCACUUUUAAACGAUGGCGUCACUGUGGUUUUAUAUAACGUCAUGCAGACAUAUAAUGAGAUGGAGGUCAUUGGAGGAGAACAGGCAAGCUAA